CUCAUUUUCCGAGAGAGCGGAGAAGCGAGUGAUUGAAAAUGCCGGAGCCAGCGAAGUCAGCGCCUGCGGCCAAGAAGGGGUCGAAGAAGGCGAUCACUAAGACCCAGAAGAAGGGGGACAAGAAGCGCAGAAAGAGCCGCAAGGAGAGCUACUCCAUCUACGUUUACAAGGUGCUGAAGCAGGUGCACCCCGACACCGGCAUCUCCUCCAAGGCCAUGAGCAUCAUGAACUCCUUCGUGAACGACAUCUUCGAGCGCAUCGCCGGGGAGGCCUCCCGCCUGGCGCACUACAACAAGCGCUCCACCAUCACCUCUCGCGAGAUCCAGACGGCCGUCCGCCUCCUGCUUCCCGGGGAGCUGGCCAAGCACGCCGUCUCCGAGGGCACCAAGGCCGUCACCAAGUACACCAGCUCCAAGUAGGACUACAACUCCCAGCAGCCUCCCUUGGCUGGCGUUUGAUCCUACCAGACCCAAAGGCUCUUUUAAGAGCCGCCCACUUUCUCAAUAAAAGAGCUGUACACUUGUUCCUUUGAAUGGAAGAAACAUUUUGGGA
Anolis carolinensis (green anole) is the source of this 552-nucleotide messenger RNA. Its product is annotated as histone H2B 5. Gene Ontology annotation, cellular component: nucleosome. Lineage: Eukaryota; Metazoa; Chordata; Lepidosauria; Squamata; Anolidae. Bases 39 to 419 code for a protein of 126 amino acids. The transcript has a single exon. The record is from RefSeq and is a predicted model, not a curated record. Gene Ontology annotation, molecular function: structural constituent of chromatin; DNA binding; protein heterodimerization activity.